This is a messenger RNA of Doryrhamphus excisus (bluestripe pipefish), 6719 nucleotides long. Its product is annotated as adhesion G-protein coupled receptor F1-like. Gene Ontology annotation, cellular component: membrane. The record is from RefSeq and is a predicted model, not a curated record. Gene Ontology annotation, molecular function: G protein-coupled receptor activity. Gene Ontology annotation, biological process: adenylate cyclase-activating G protein-coupled receptor signaling pathway; cell surface receptor signaling pathway. Lineage: Eukaryota; Metazoa; Chordata; Actinopteri; Syngnathiformes; Syngnathidae.
UCUAUAUGUGCCCUGGGAUUGGCUGGCCACCAGUCCAGGGUGUACCCCGCCUCUCGCCCGAAGACAGCUGGGAUAGGCUCCAGCACCCACCGUGACCCUCGUGAGAAUAAGGAAAACUCCCACAUGCAGUAUUUUAAAACAAUUAUUCGCUAUAAAAAUGCCUUUUCAGUCUAUGAUACUGAUUUUAAUUUCUCUCCAGCGGAGAUGAGCUUAUCCAUGGCAGCCAGGUUUGGCUCGCUCCUCCUUCUGUCUGUUUUCUUCUUUUGGCAGAAUCUGUGCCCCACGCAGUCUUUCAACACAUUUUUUUUCAAGGAGGUUACACCAUCUCAAAGUCAUGGAAGACAGAAAAGAGAUGUCCCCAGUGGAUUCCCACACUUCACCACAAAUCCUAAUUGUCCUGCACCAAAUUGUUCGUUACUGGUCGUGGACAUUGUGCUCACUAAGGAUCUUCCACUGGACUUCAAUGGCUCAUCACAGUUCAUUGAUCAAUUAAGGGAUGCAGUGAAAAAUAUCACUUUUAAUGUCACUACUGAUUUGCUACUGACCGGUUUAAGUUUAACCACUGCUUGCAAACCAAACUCAACCGGAGGCCAGCAGUGUCGUUGCGAGGAUGAGUUUGAAUGGCCGAGUGACGUUUGUGACACUUUUGAUGCAUGCAAUGCCAGCGCAGAAACCUGCGACUGCUUAAAUAGAAUUCCUUCCAAUGGGCGAUUCUGUGAACCGAUAUCAAGUAUCAUCCCAUUUCCACCUCCAAUAGAAGCAUUCAUGGACGUUGUCAUCACAGCAUUUGAUCCAAAUAACACAGACCCAUCUCAGUUAAUUGCUGAACUGAGAGAUGCUGUGAACAAUUUAUCGUUACCAAGCAACAUCACGAAUGGCACCGUCCUGACAAGCUUAAAUUUGACCACAGGAUGCCACGCGACAUUAACCGGGGAACAGCUUUGUCAGUGUGAGGAACAGUUUGCAUGGUCAUGUGACUUCUGUGACAAUUUUGGCGCAUGUAGCGAUGCCAAUCCGCAAACCUGCGACUGCAUCAAUGCUAUUCCUCAAGUCGAUCAGUACUGUGAGCCGAUAUCACUUAUCCCCCCAUGUCCGUUACCAUCACAAUCAAUAGAAGUGGACAUUGUUAUCACAGUGUUUGAUCCAAAUAACACGGACCCAACUCAGUUAAUUGUUCAACUGAGGGACGCUGUGAAUGGUUCAUCUUUACCAAGCAACAUCACCAAUGGCACCGUGCUGACAAGCUUAAAUUUGACAACAGGAUGCUACGUAACAUUAACCGGGGAACAGCUCUGUCAGUGUGAGGAACAGUUUGCAUGGUCAUGUGACUUCUGUGACACUUUUGGUGCAUGUAGCGAUGCCAAUCCGGAAACCUGCGACUGCAUCAAUGCCAUUCCUCAAGUCGAUCAGUACUGCGAGCCGAUCUCACUUGUUCCCCCAUGUCCACUACCACCACAACCAAUAGAAGUGGACGUUGUUAUCACAGUGUUUGAUCCAAAUAACACGGACCCAACUCGGUUAAUUGCUCAACUGAGAGAUGCUGUGAACAAUUUAUCUUUACCAAGCGACAUCACGAAUGACACCACGGUAACAAGAUUAAAUUUGACAACAGGAUGCUAUGUAACAUCAACCGGGGAUCAGCUUUGUCAGUGUGAGGAACAGUUUGCAUGGUCAUGUGACUUCUGUGACACUUUUGGUGCAUGUAGCGAUGCCAAUCCAGAAAUCUGCGACUGCAUCAAUGCCAUUCCUCAAGUCGAUCAGUACUGUGAGCCGAUAUCACUUAUUCCUCCAUGUCCAUCACCAACAAUAGAAGCAUUAGUGGACAUUGUCCUCACAGUGUUUGAUCCAAAUGCCAUGGAUCCAUUAGAGUUAAUUGCUCAACUGAGGGAUGCUGUGAACAGUUUAUCCUUACCAAGCAACAUCACAAACGACACCGUAUUGACAAGCCUACAACUGACGACAACCUGCUUCCUGAGCUCUAUCGGAGAACAGCGGUGUCAGUGUGAGCCACCGUUUUCAUGGCCGUGUGAAGUCUGUGAAACUAUUCAAGCAUGCAGCGACGCCAGUCCGGUAACCUGCACUUGCCUAAAUGGAUUUCCUCCAAAUCAGCAAUUCUGCGGCUUAGACACAAUUAACACAAUAUGUCCAGUUUCUACUACUUCCUCAACUACUGUUUCCUCAACAAAUUUGUCAACGCUCCCUCAGCCAGACGUCAGGUCAUUGUCAGUCAUCAUUGACAUCGAAUUUGAUCCAUUGUUCAACGACGUAACCAAUCCUGUUUACGUGACGUUUUCCGAUGUAGUGAAUACGCAAGCGGAAAUUCACAUUCCAGAAUUGUUGUCAGCGGAGAUAACUAACUUCAGUCCUGGUAGUACAAUUGGUAACUUUGAGAUUACUGCAAGCACUACAAUUCAAGACCCGGAUGUUGAAGCACUUCUGGCGGCCAUAUUAAAUUCCCUUCGGAACUCGUUUCCUGUGGUGUUUGAAAGCCCUAUUGCUUUAGACUUUCAACCUCCUGUAAUAUUUAACGGGCAGACUCUGGUUGUGACGUGUGGGCCGCCACCGGAGAAUCUGGAGAUUUUUCCGACAUCAGUAGAGUGGCGGCUUGACGGUGUUCUAAUCGUAGAAGACGAACAACACAUCUCAUCACAAGACGGAAGAAUGGCAACACUUACUAUUUUGAAUUACUUUUUCACUGACAAUGGAUUCUACGAAUGCGAACUGCUUGGACUGAAUUUUAUUUUCCGUCAGAGUUCUAACGGAGAAUUCGUACUUGUUGAAACACCCAUAAUUCAGGUGCGUCCGCUCUUGAUGAAUAUCUUGUGUGAGGUCGGGCAGCAAGUGUCACUGGAGUGCUCUGUCCAGAGCCCCUUCCAGGUGGAGUUUCCAGCUUUUCCAGUUGCAGGCAUCGGUUCUACAGUCCAAAAUCAACUGCCAAUCACAGACUGCAGUAUCACGGAAUUGAUGGUGAUUUGUCAAGUCAGCGACUUUAAUGAAUUUAGUCAAACGAUAACAGUAAGAUUGUUCACAGAUGUUGUAUUCACAUGUGUUGAUGAUCCCGAUUUUGGAAACGGUUUUGUAAAUGACACGGGGAGAGCUUCUUGUAGAGGAGAAGAUGUGGGAGAGAUGACAGCCAUUUGUAGGGAAAGUGGGGAAUGGGAAGAUCGAGAAGACAACUGCAUCCACGAAAGGAUCGCGCCGCUACUCCUUCAAUCAAUGUUUUUAACCGAGAUGGAUUUGGAGGAAUUCCUGGACACACUAAGCCAAACCAUUCUGGACCUAAGUAUGGAAGUGGCUGGCUCGCCUAAUAACAUUAUGGCCGUUGUUACAAUUCUCGACAAUGUCGGAAUCUUUGUAACGGAAUUUUUAAUUGAAAUAAGUCAGGAAUCGAUGGAGGAUGUUCUAAUAACUACUGGCGUUCUUACCAUCGCUGAGGCGAGACCGUCUUGGGAUUUUCUUAACGCUCAAGCAGUCACCGAGAUCUUAGGACCAAGAAUCGUCAGACCCAGGAAUGAAAGCAUCAGCUCCUUGUUAUUAUUUUCCCUGGAAUCGAUAACAAGCCGACUGAUCAAUGCCACUUUUUCCAUUGAAACACCUUUGAUUCUUCUGAACAAAACAACAUUCAUCGACAGUUUCAAUGCGGAUUUUAACUCUACGGUAGAAAUAGAAAUACUAGAAACUAAUGCAACCACAAACCUAACUGUGAUAACGUUCGAAUCCAUGGAUAAUGUACUUCCGCCGAGAGAUGAGAACAAUUCUACAAACAGAACCGUUAACGGUCGAGUGGUUCUCCUGCAGUCUAGCGCCAUAGUUGAUAAUAUUACGUUUAUUUUUGAUAUUAUUAAUGAUACUCUAACGACGCCUCAGUGUGUGUUCUGGAACUUUAGUCUCUUCGAAGGUCUCGGCGGAUGGGACGAAGAAGGAUGCCGAUUGGUUGGAAGAGAAAACGAAACGGUGACAUGUCAAUGUGAUCAUUUGACGUCAUUCUCGGUGCUUAUGUCGCCCUUUGCUCCGAGAAACCGUAUAUUGGACUUCAUAACCUUUAUCGGAGUUGCUAUUUCGUUAGCAUCCUUAGUGAUAUGUUUGAUUAUUGAAGCGGUUAUAUGGAAAAAAGUCCGAAGGAGCACAACUUCGUACCUGCGACAUGUUUCUAUCGUUAAUAUCGCGGUGUCUCUACUGAUUGCAAAUAUUUGGUUCAUAAUCGGUUCUUCAAUCUCGGAGAACGAGAUGAGGAAUCCGAGCGCCUGUACUGCCGCAACGUUUUUUAUCCAUUUUUUUUAUCUCGCGCUUUUUUUCUGGAUGUUCGCUUCAGCUCUUUUGUUGUUUUACCGAACAGUAAGCGUCUUUGAGGGAGGACUUUCCAAAACCACGAUGUUGAUCAUUGGAUUCUGCCUCGGUUACGGGGCCCCGCUCGUUAUCGUAGUCAUUACCAUUGCCGUCACCGCACCGGACAAUACUUACAUCCAAGAAACUGUGGUUUGCUGGCUCAACUGGAACCAGUCCAGAGCCCUGCUGGCGUUUGUGAUCCCGGCGCUGCUUAUAGUGUUCAUAAAUUUUAUCAUUUUAAUUGUGGUGAUUAUAAAAAUACUGCUUAGUCGGGGGAUGGCGCACACGGCGCAACAGGACGACAAGUACGCGCUGCUGGUAAUUGGUCGCAGUUUGGCCGCCCUUACGCCAUUUUUUGGGAUAACUUGGAGUCUUGGAGUUGGAACCCUUCUCAACCCACGUAACCUCGGAAUCCACAUUGCUUUUGCAUUCUUCAAUUCUCUGCAGGGUUUCUUCAUAUUAGUGUUUGGAACUCUGCUAGACAAAAAGGUGCGGUCAGAAAUUUCACUGAAGUCUCUAACUUCCGGAACAAGGACCACCAGUGGAAACUCGUCAAGCGGAUGGCAGUUUUUCAGGAACCUUGGAAAACGAGGUGGCAACAAUGUGUCAUCAAGCAACUCUGGAUUUGGGUCAUCUAAUCAACCUCAAACUGCGUCUGAGUCUGUGCCACAUAAUAACUCCGGAUUGGACUCUGAAGCCAUCAAUACUUGAUGCCCACUGGAAAGAUCACUGGCCGUAAAUAUUGUAUGAAUGCUGAGACGCAUAUCCAUAGUAAGUAUGGAAGGGAAUAUGACUGGUUGGUUCUUUCAGCUCGGCUCCCAAAACAAGAGACGGUUCUUCAGGUUCCUAAAUAGCUUGCUUGAGUUUGUUUCUCACCGAAAUGCUUAUAAAAUAAUUUUUUUAAUGUAAAAAUAGAAUGACAGUGGAUUACCUUGGUUAGCGUCCGCUUCAGUUAGCAUGUUUUUCAGUUAAUGUUGAAAAUGUAUGCCUCGGUUUGAUUACAUUUUCCAAAAACUGUUACCUGGACACUGCAUUUCCGCUUAGUUUUGCACAUUUUUAUUUAUAUUUUGUUGUGUCAUGUUUGCCAAUUGAGCAAUAAAAAUUUGAUGUCAAUAUAAUAUUUUGGUAAGAAACAAAAAAAAUUAUUUGGGAAAUGAAAGAACUGAUUCUGUUUAGGGGGCAGAGCCUUAAGACAAUGAAUGAAUAGUUGUAGUAUGUCUCACAAAAAUUGCACUACAGUGGAACUUUGGUUAGCGUCUGCCCCGGUUAACAUCCUUCGUUACACAGUUUUUCGAAAAAAAAUUCUCUCACUCUGUCGUGGUUUUUCAAUAAUUAUAUUUCAUUAAUAAAUGAUUAAAAGACAAGUUAUAUGUAGUAUUCUAGUCACUCGGCGUCGGUAAUGUUACAUCGAUGAGACAUGACGUUAUAUUUAAUUAACACUGAGUCAGCAGUGGCAUGUCCGACAUGAACAAGUGAAAAAAAAAAAGUUCUCUCAUUCAGUGUGGAAGUGGUAGAUUUCUGGCUUCUUAUUGUGUGCUUCUUCCCCACACUCUUUCAAUCACUUUAUUAAUCUUAAAUUUAGAGGCUAACUAGAUUGAUGGCCUGUGCAAUGAGGCGUAAACAAAGUCAAAUCACUAUAGAGGUUUUAUCUCAUGUCUACAUGGCUCUAAUAAUGUCAAAAUCAUAUUUAGAAAAGCCAUAAACAGGUUUUGUAUGAAAAUAUUUAAUUUCUUAAUUGAAACCUACUUCCUAAUUCACCUAUCACAGUCAGGUCUGGGACAAGUUAACCGCGGUAAACGAGGGACGUAUUUGUGAGUAGCUUAACUUCAUUGGUUUGCACUGAUACUCGUCAUCAUUGGCGUGUGAAAAAUCACUUUUUCUUCAUGAAAAGACUUUUGAUGUACUUGCACUGUAUAUCCAUUAUCAGAUGAAUGAGGCACUUUACAUGUAUAAACUUUUUAUGAGAAGUUCUAUUUGUUUAGUGAAAGUAUUUUACUUAUUUUGUACAGUUGCACAUCGCGAAUGAAGUGAUGUACUUUAUGAAAUUUAAUGUAAUUUGAUGUGAUUUGGAUGUUUCAUGGCCAACAAAGCUAAACACUCCAAAGCAUAAUGAAAAUUCAUUAUUUUUUUAAAUAAUGAAUUUUUAUUUUAAAAAAAUAAUAAAAAAAUAUACCUUAAACUGUAUUAUGGAAAGCAGGAAGUGAACAAAUGUAACAGUUACUGAUUGUAAAAGAACCAGAUGGAGGGGUAGGAUUUAAUAAGCUUUGCUUCUUCCUACUCCUUUUGGACAUGUGGAACUGGGAACUGAUUAUGUGAUGCAUUCAAUUGUAAUCUGAUAAAAUCUGAAAUAAAACCAUUACCAUUACCAAAAUUCUGCUUUUCAUAUGAUUGAA